Molecule: messenger RNA, 1845 nt
Organism: Cyanidioschyzon merolae strain 10D
Lineage: Eukaryota; Rhodophyta; Bangiophyceae; Cyanidiales; Cyanidiaceae
Product: similar to CCR4-NOT transcription complex, subunit 2; NOT2
Exons: 1
Coding region: 1-1845 (614 amino acids)
Biological process (GO): nuclear-transcribed mRNA poly(A) tail shortening; regulation of DNA-templated transcription
Cellular component (GO): CCR4-NOT core complex; P-body
Source: RefSeq, a predicted model, not a curated record
AUGCCAACGAACGCUGGCGCUGGCGGAGGCCAGGGUCUGACGACUUCGGGGAGCGCUGGAUGGAGCCCGCCGCUUCUUGGGCGCUUCCAGUCGUUCGCACAACAGCUACACGGGCCGUCUGCGCUAGCAAGCGGCGCGUUAGCGACCACACCGCCGGCUUCAGCUGGCCCUGCUAAUGACUCCAACGCUGGGUUUGGGAGCGGCCCGCUCAACGCCUCAGCAGCAGCAGCAACAACAACAACAACAGCAACAACGAGCGCUGGUCUGACGGUGUCGCCUGCACUCCUGACCAGUGGCUCGCCUCUGUUUCCGCCACUGGGCCAAACACCGCCCGCGUCAAGUGAGUCACACAUGGGCCAACAGACUGCAGUUUUCGACCUGACGGAUUUCCCGGCUCUUGGUGUGGGAAUGAUGCUGAAUCAUGGGCAGGGUGCAACGUCGCAGGCUUCUCUUGGAGAGUCAGCGAACAACUCGGGAGCUGGCAAUGCAAUGAUGGGGUACGGUCGGGUUCUGGGGAGCCCGUAUUCGAUGUCGCAGCGGGUGGAGCUUACUGCGCGAGACUUUCCGGCGCUGGGAUCAAAACUCCAGAACCCGGCCACGCUCGGUGUCCAUUCUCGACUGAACCCAUCCUUGGGAACCAUAGGUGGCAACGUGACGGCUGGCGCAGUGCCCAACUCCUUCGUUGCUGGUACUGGAGCAGGUGCCGGGAACGGAGCCUCGGGUACCGGUGCUCUGGCGGCGAUGUCGAUACCGCCGGCGUCGUCGACAUCGACGGUCGGCUUCCUUGGAGCACCAUCCGCCACGGGAUCAUCGACAGCGCCCACUUCGCUGCCGCCGUACGCAGCAGGGCCAGCACCAGCAACGCCAUCAGCGCCACCGCCGUUACCCUCAGCACCGCUGGCAACGCCUCCAUCCUUGCCGACGCUGGCAUCGCUUGCAACAACAACAACAACAACAACGUCGUCGGCGUCGUCGUCUUCGGGCCCGGCAGGAUCACGCUCCGAUGCCCCAGAGUGGAGUACGCGACUCAAUGCCGAGCCGAAUCCGAGUGCACGACUAGGAAUGGGCCAGUUUUCCACUGAAGCUGGUGCUCGGUCGGGCGUCUUCUCUGCAGCUGGGACCGCUGCGGCCAGCGCGACGUCCAUGGCGCUGAAUCUCUUGAACUUGGCCCACGGCUCGGGGACUGCGUCGGGUCAGGCGGCAGGUGCGGAGAACGGCACCUGGGGCUCACCGUACGGCAUGCUGGGACUCUUGGCGACGAUUCGCUCGCAGAAUGCGGACCUGUCGCUAUUGGCGCACGGGGUAGACCUGACGGCCCUGGGUCUGAAUCUGAACAGCGCGGAGCCGUUGUAUCCUUCGUUUUCGUCUCCGUUUGGUCCCGAUUUAUCACGAAAUGGUGCACCAUUGGAGGAUACCCGAACAGAUGAGACUGUGGGCAACUCGCUCGAUGCAUUUGCGGCUCUGCCGUCUUGUUACAGCGCAUGCACAGUGAGCUUGAAACCUGCGCAUUUCAAACGCUUUUCAACGGAGACGUUAAUCCUUAUCUUUUACGGAUAUCCGCGUGAUUUGGUACAAGUAUAUGCUGCACUGGAGUUGUUCAAUCGAGGUUGGCGGUAUCACAAGGAGCUCAAGACGUGGUUUGCACGAUCGGGACCAGGCGUCGAGAGCCUUGCUCCAGAUCCGUCUGAUGCCAAGUCCAUUUCAUCGAGCGGUAACCAGCUGGUGUACUUUGAUCUCCAUAACUGGUCGCUGAAGCCGUUUGCGAACGCUGGUACGCUUCCGAAUUUGAUGCGUGGAUUUCUCACUGAAGCGGAGUUGCGUGAAAUGAUGGCGGCGUGCAAGUGA